AGCAGAAUUGGUGAAUUAUGUAUGCAAACAUGGUGGGUGGGUUUUCUGUCAGAUGCAGGUGGUCCUACACACAUUGGGCUUUUUACAUGUCACUCUGUCAAGACAACUCAUUUUCAUUCCCGGAGCCUGUCAUGCCCCACCGCGCCUACAAAUGGCCACGAAAAUAAUUCAUUUUUUGGUAAAUGGCAAAGUGGAGCGAGCAGAGUUUAGAGCAGACUGCACGACUGAAGAUGUUAAAGACCUGUUCCGAGCGGCAGCGGAGGCGUCUCCUCAUCACAUCCUGAAGCUGUACAAAGCCAACGGCAGCGUGGUGAAUAUCUCGCCCAUGCUGGAGCCCAACAGCCAGGACUCGUACUACCGGCUGGAGGUGGUGGCAUCUGAUCUUCAGAGCAUUGGUGUAAAAAGUGACGUGGACAACAUGGAGAGCAGGUUGUGUCACCUAGAAACCAAAGUCCAGCAAGAUGCAGGCAACACUCCAGAAAUUAUCAAUAACCUCAAAAGUCAGGUGGAGUCUUUCAAACGAAAGCUGGAGAGCGUCAAGCACCUGAGCUGGAUGGGUUUGUUCAGGGAUGAGAGUCCACAACAGCUUUCAAAGUUCCCAGCGAAAGCCAAAGGGCUUCAGUUGAACAUAGAAGAGGAGCAUCGGGAGGUUCGCAAGAAGUUCCUCAACAUGAGCUCGCUGCGGGUGAUAGAAGAAGUGAGACAGCAACUGAAAACUCCCAUGUUUGACAAUUGGCAGUGGGAGGAGCCAGAGAUGCUGGUACUCCUCCAGGUGAUGUUCACCGACCUGGACUUCCUGACAGUGUUUCACAUCGAAGUGGAUGUUCUCCGGAACUUCCUGUUUGAGGUCUACUGCCACUACAACAACAUCCCCUUCCAUAACUUCCAGCACUGCUUCUGCGUUACGCAGAUGAUGUACGGGCUCAUUUGGCUGACAGACAUCUGGAGCAAACUAGAUCCAAUGGACCUUCUGAUCUUGUUGACCUCUGCGCUAUGCCAUGACCUGGACCACCCCGGCUACAGCAACGUCUACCAGAUCAACGCCCAGACCGACCUGGCUCUUCGUUACAAUGACAUCUCACCGUUGGAGAACCACCACUGCGCAGUGGCCUUCGGCAUCCUGGCCAAGGAGGAGUCCAACAUCCUCAAGCACGUGACCACGGAGCAGUACAAACACAUUCGAGCAGGGAUGAUCAGGUGCAUUCUGGCCACCGACAUGGCGAGACACAACGAAAUCCUCAAUAAGUUCAAGAGCGUCCAGCCUGUCUUUGACUUCAAAAACACGGAUCACACUGAAGUGUUAAUGAAGAUCAUGGUGAAGGUGAGCGACAUCUCCAACGAGGCCAGGCCGAUGGCGGUGGCCGAGGCCUGGCUGGACUGUCUGCUGCAGGAGUUUUUCAACCAGGGGGACGCAGAAAAACUCAAAGGACUUCCGGUGACUCCAUUUAUGGACCGUGACAAAGUGUCCAAGCCGUCCUCCCAAACCAGUUUCAUUCGCUUUGUCCUGUUGCCGCUCUUCACAGAGAUCACCAAGCUCUUUCCCUGUCUGGAGCAACAUAUUCUGGAGCCAGUGAGGCGGGCCCUGGAGUACUACUCGGACCUGGAGCGAGCCACUCAGCAGGAGGCGGCGGCGGCGGCAAACAAACCCUGAUGAGUAAAACGUUCAAAGUUAUGAUUUAGCAAAUGUGUGCCAGGGAGGGUCGUGUUGACAUAAUCACAGAACCCAACUGUUUAGCAUAUUCAAGAUUAGCUAAACAUUUUAUUAUGUACGACUGCAUUUAUAUGUUCCAACCAAAGUGCAAAUGUCUGAUAAACAAUUAAUUCAGGUGUCUCGAACAAAACACUAUGAACUCAUAUAAAUACACAAACAUGACAAAUUAUUUUGGCAUUUCAAGACAGAAUAUUUAGAUCAACAUUUACAUAUGAGGAAUUCAGUGUGACAGAAGGGAGCAGCUGAUUUAUGUUAGGGUUUUUUUUUUUUCAUCACAACAAAAAAAAAACAUGGCAGGAUAUUAAAGAUGCCACCUUGGGCAAACAUUUUAGUUUUUAAUCACGGGACAAAUGAAAUCCUGCGGAAGUGGAAGCGUGCAGUUUUCCAAUGUCCAGAGUACUUGCUGACAUUGCAGUGAUUAGAUGCAUUUGAGUAUUAAAAUAAUCCGUUAAAAUAAUGAUCCGUUAAUAGUCUGCCCAACCAAUGAUUCCUUUGAGCCUUCGAAAAAGACACGAGCACAGAUAAAGUGGUACCUUGACUUACGAGUUUGAUUUGUGACGGAUUUUCUCGUACAGCGCUGCCUUAAGAUACGAGCUUAGCCAUUCGUUGCACCUUAUUCGGCCGAGUCACGCAGACAAAACUGAAAAAGAGUUUCACAACUACUGUGAGUGAGCACAAUCCAUUUUAGUUUGUCAAAAAAAUAAAUAAAAUAUGAUUGUGAGUAGUGUUGAAUUGUCUGUUUACAUAUGUUGCUGCACUGUUUGUGUUCAAACCUUCGUUGCUUAAAGCGCUAUAACAUCACAACCGUUAUGUGUUUGUUUUAUUACAUCUGUAAUGAUUUUAGUUUUAUUACGUCUCAUUAAACUUCAACUGGGAGUGGCAUUAAACAACUUGAAGACUUUUUUUUCUCACUAUCUGCCAAUUUUCUUUUAGAUCACUAUCACCACUUGUAUAUCAAAAAUAGAAAAAUGUCCAAGCAACUCAUAUUUGGGAAAAAAACAAAAAAAAAACCAAGUUGCUUUACUCAUAUCUCAAGGUACUGCUGUACAGUACAGUAAAUGAAGUAAUGACGGGCGGAAAUUGUGGCAUUUGUGUUUGCCGUCUAGUGGUAACGUAUCUGAAGCUCGCAAACAUUCAUUAGAAAGAAAAAAAAAAACA
Molecule: messenger RNA, 2869 nt
Organism: Syngnathus typhle (broad-nosed pipefish)
Lineage: Eukaryota; Metazoa; Chordata; Actinopteri; Syngnathiformes; Syngnathidae
Product: high affinity cGMP-specific 3',5'-cyclic phosphodiesterase 9A-like
Exons: 14
Coding region: 53-1651 (532 amino acids)
Biological process (GO): cGMP catabolic process
Molecular function (GO): 3',5'-cyclic-GMP phosphodiesterase activity
Source: RefSeq, a predicted model, not a curated record